Angiostrongylus costaricensis is the source of this 1935-nucleotide messenger RNA. The record is from the annotation of a GenBank genome assembly. Lineage: Eukaryota; Metazoa; Nematoda; Chromadorea; Rhabditida; Metastrongylidae.
AUGAACCCAUUCGGAAGCACGUCCGACGCGAACAUUAGCGGCGAUCUCAAGGAUCGAAAGAGGAGAACGUCCGAGGAAACCGCAGAUGCCAUUCAGUCGUUGGCGAAGGCAUUGCGGUUAGAAGCUGAAGCAGACGCUAGCACAUCAUCUGAUGAACUACGUAUUACUAGCUGUGCGUUGCAACUUUUCGCAAGGAAAUAUACAGUAAAUCACAUCAAUGCCACUGAGAUCACAGCAAAUAAAAAUUCAGCAGCAGUGGAUCCGACAAUCUCUAAUGACCAUCCUAUGAAACAAAUUGUUGAGCAGUCAGAUAAGGAGAUGUCUGUUAAGGAAGCACUUGCCAAGGGGUUCCGGAAUUAUAAGGUUCGCUUGCCUAAGAGAAAGCUUCAGUACGACCCAGAUCCUGCUAUUGAUACUUCGGUACUGUAUUCUCUCUUCGCAAACGAUGCUGUUGACGAGAAUCACAAAGAUGCAGAGCUGACGUGUCAACAUUCAACGCUAAAGAGUAAUCACGGUUUGAAAUCCUAUUCUGACAACGUGGUGGACAAUGAGAAGCAAGAGGAGCAAAAAGAAUCGAAAAUAUUGUUGAUCUUUAGUGUUUCUGUUGUCGAUGAAGUCGAUCGGAAGGCUUCCAUAUACGUGUUGCCACCAUUUUGGAGUCUUCCUCUCGUGGUUUCAAAAGGAUAUCGUGGAGGUUAUUAUAUACGUGGAGUGAAAUAUGUGCAAAUGACGACGUUGAUGCAAAGCGGCACUCUUGUGGUCUCUCUAUAUGUUCCAAUUCGAUUUGAAUAUGAUGGUCAAAUCGUGAAAUUUACGCUCAGUGACAUUCUUCUCGCCAAUGGUAUUGCCAUCAAUGAUCCCACUAAUUGCGUCGAAUUGAUAAAAGUCUUUACCACAAGCGUUCUUCUUCUUCACCACUUAAUUGCUGAGCAUCUUCUUUGCAACUGUGGUCCUAAUCCUCUAAAUCCAAACGCGACCAUAAAGCUCGAUUAUGAAGCAAUUCCAAUCACUGCUGAGCUACCUCCACUAGCAUGUCACAAGUCGGAGUAUUUUGAGCUGGCUUUGAAUGCUUCUUAUGGACCGAAUGAGCUCUUCCAUCCAUACAGAAUAGAAUCGAUUAUACUAAACCGUGCUGAAGUGAUUCGUGAUCAAACGGCAGCCCUAAUGGCUGAAACAGACGCAGACGAGGACCCAGAACGUAGCUUCAGUGGCACAAGGAAAAAGAACAAGGUGCGGAGGACGUCGUUUGUAGGUCUAAAUAUUCUGAUGUGGCGAUUUUUCAAAGACUGUCGUGAUAAUGGUAUCGUGCUGAACGGUAAAUUGCUCAAAGAGCAUGCUAUGAUGAUCGCAAGGCAACUGGGUCUCGAAAAUUUCAAAGGAUCUGAAGGAUGGCUAGAUGCUUUUAAAAGGCGUCACCGUAUUGACCUGAAGGUGAUGUCUGGUGUGCCAGUGCAUUAUGAGGAAACAGAUGAAGACAGGAUGGAGGAUAUUCAUGAUGAGGGGGACUUUAAACCAAGUAUAACGGCAGCACUACUGGAGUGUGUCGAGAAAGCGACAUCAUCGAAAUCGCCUGCACCAGUGGCGGUGGCGAGCGUCUCGAACACUGGACCUCUCAAUUUGGCAAGCCUUUUGGGUAGUGGUGAUGGGUCAAUUGCUGAUAAUUUGUCUGAUGUCGCUGCUAUAGCAGAUGCGACGUCUUCUGCACACGUUUCACCUACUGGAUUACACCCUCAUUGUCAAGUUGCACCCUCAUUGCCUUCGGAUGAAAAAGGUUUCAUUGCUGCUGUGGUGAAGAGCGCGGCGAUUCGUGUGCACGACAAAGAGUUAUCGUCAUCUCUUGAAACGAUUCGAAGCUACAUCCUUAGCAAUGAUGCGUCUAUUAUGCCGCUGUUCCUGGAACUUCAGUUGAAGCUGGCCGCUGUCAGUUGCCUUUGA